Molecule: messenger RNA, 957 nt
Organism: Colletotrichum spaethianum
Lineage: Eukaryota; Fungi; Ascomycota; Sordariomycetes; Glomerellales; Glomerellaceae
Product: itaconate transport protein
Exons: 4
Coding region: 1-957 (318 amino acids)
Biological process (GO): transmembrane transport
Molecular function (GO): transmembrane transporter activity
Source: RefSeq, a predicted model, not a curated record
AUGCUCUGGGGUCCUCUGUCAGACCGCUACGGAAGAAGACCAGUCUUUCUUGUCUGUCUAACCGUGCUGAUUGGAGCAUGUGUGGGCAUCGCCGUCAUGCCCACCGAUGCAUUCUGGCUCCUGAUUGUCCUUCGCUGUCUGCAAGCAGCAGGUUGUGCCAGUACGAUCGCUUUGGGUGCUGGUGUGAUUGGCGAUAUCUCGACCCCAGAAGAAAGGGGCGGGUUUUUCGGCAUGUUCAACCUAGGUCCAAUGAUUUCACCGUGCAUAGCCCCUGCUGUCGGCGGUGCGCUUUCUGACCAUCUCGGCUGGCGGUCCAUCUUCUGGUUCCUUAUUAUCAUGGCCGUUUGCUGUCUCCUCUUCAUCCUGCUCUUUCUCCCGGAGACUCUCCGCAAUCUUGUAGGUAAUGGUAGCGUCUCCCUUGGGGGCAUUUACGUCCCCCUCCUGCCCGUAGUCGGCAGAUCCCGAAGAAAGAACAGAACCCCCCGCUCGAAGACCGGUGUCAAGCACUCAAUCAACCCCUUUGUUAUUUUGGUGUAUCCAGAUGUCGCCAUUACUCUGACCUUCACUGGCAUUGUGUACGCUGUCAAUAACACCGUCGUAACAACGAUUGCAUCUUCCUUUGCCAAGGUUUACCCUUGGCUGUCAGAAACGGCGCUCGGUCUAUGUUACCUGCCCACGGGGUUCGGAAUGAUUGUUGGCAGCACCCUGACUGGCAAGAUCCUUGACUGGGACUACGCCCGUAUCAAGAGACAGAUUGAGGCUUCCGACACUGGGAUUUUGUUCCCAAAAGAAUAUGCCCGAAUGAGAACCAUGCCGGUGCUCCUGGUACUUUUCUCUGGCGCUGUGAUAGCGUGGGGUUUCUGCGUUGACAAGGGAGUACACAUUGCUGUCCCAUUGGUACUCCAAGUAGUCUGUCAGUAUCAUCCCAAGACUUUGCCGCUCAUAGACGUGUGCUAA